Messenger RNA from Hymenoscyphus albidus, 1761 nucleotides. The record is from the annotation of a GenBank genome assembly. Lineage: Eukaryota; Fungi; Ascomycota; Leotiomycetes; Helotiales; Helotiaceae.
CACUAGGAGUUUUCCUGUUUGGACUUUUCUUUGGAUUUUGCAUCAUUAUUUAAUAUUGUAAAUACUGGGUCCCCUUUUCAACAUGUUGCUCGUGAAAGCCCUCACCGCGCUGGCAAUUGUCGCAGUAGAAAAAGCUGCAGCCACGAUAUUCUAUGCAGGAGUCUCUGAAAGUUCUGGGGAAUUUGGAGUAUGGAGUAAGUACACAUGUUCCUGUUUGAAGGCUUCCAUACAUGGAUAGAUAUUGCAUGGAAAGUUGGGCACUGAAAUGUCACCUUUCAAUGAAAUUUAGCAACCACAGAGAAGCAAGGAGGGACGACACUGAAUGUUGUCUAACGAGUCUCAGGUGCAACCGGAACCAAAGGGACUGGACUUCCCGGAAGGUUUGGAGUUGAUUAUUCGUUUAUCGACAAGAGCGCCAUUGAUAUCUUUGUUGAUACCAAUAAAGUGAGUACGAGUAAAUCUUAUUGCAUCCCCAAAUCCAAUAUCACGUGUUUUUAUUUUCAACCAUCACACACAUGACAAUACAAAACUGGAGAUGAUUUCCCAGCUAUACUGAUAUUCUGUGCCAGAUCAACACCUUUCGUAUCGCGUUUCUUCUUGAAAGGAUGUGCCCUCUGAGCUACGGUUUAGGUGCCAAGUUCAAUGAAACUGUAAGUAUUGCUUCCAUUUACCCGGUAUUCGGGGCUAAUUUAAUUUAAUAGCAUUUCGACUAUUACGCCGAUGCAGUACAUUACAUAACCAAGACCAAGGGAGCAUAUGCCAUCCUGGAUCCUCACAAUUACAUGCGCUACAAUGAUCCCAGUUCGCAACCGAUGUCAGGUAGUGUCAUUGGAAAUUCAAGCGACGUUACGGCUGCAACCACAAAGCAGUUUGGAGAAUUUUGGAAGGAGCUGGCCAGUAGAUUUAAGCAUAACGAGAGAGUGAUAUUUUCUAUUAUGAAUGAGGUAUCGAUCUAUGUUUUCAAUAGGGGUUUUGGCAUGUUGCUGACGGAAUUGAAUAGCCACAUGAUAUGGAAACCAGUUUGGUACUCGCUAAUAACCAAGCAGCCGUGGAUGGAAUCAGAUCAUCUGGGGCAAAGCAAUUGUAAGGAUUUCAUCACUCCUAUAAAUAAUCAGAACUCACACAAUUGCAGAAUUCUGGCUCCUGGAAAUCAGUGGUCUGGAGGGCAUAGCUUCACCCAAAGUUGGGUCGGUUACUCGCCUUCUUCUGCUGAGGCUCUUGUAAACCUCACAGACCCACUUAAGAAUCUAGCAUUUGAUGUCCAUGAAUAUCUCGAUGUAGAUUUCUCGGGGUCCCAUUCAGAGUGUGCCUCACCAGCAGACACCAAUCUUGCAGAUCUCACAUCAUGGCUCAAAGCCAACUCAUUCAAGGCCAUGAUCACUGAAUUUGGGGCAGCAAAUGGUACUCAAUGCCAGCCAUACCUCGAAGGAAUCCUAGAAUACAUGAGGGAUAACCCUGAGUAUAUUGGCUGGACUGCAUGGGCUGCUGGUCCUUUCUGGGGUGCUAAUAGUGCUUGCUGUGCUGAUUCUAAGCAAUGGGGAAGCUUGGAGCCGACGAGCAUGGCGGCGGAUCGAGGACCGGGGAUGUAUGAAACUGUUUGUAAGUUUUGACUUUUUUCUGCUUAUAAUUGUGUCUCCAUUGGAUAGAGCUAACCUAGUUUGCGACUUAGGGUUGGGUAUCAUGCAGAAGUUUGUACCAAAGAAGUUGGUUUGGAAAGGGGUGAGUAGUGUUAACGGUGGGAAUCUGACCACUAGGAGAUGA